AUGGUAGGGCCUUCACUGCCGUUUGAGCUCUGCAAGGACGAAGUCAAUGACCUGGACAAGAUCGUGCUCAGGGAACCCCGAGGCGGCUUCGCCGAGCCAGUCACCGCCUGGUCGUAUCCAACGAUGAUCGAUGCCCCUGUGGAUGCUUACGCCACCACCGCUGCAACCUCCAUGCCCCCACAAUUCUCUUAUUCUAGAGACGGUUCUAGAUCCAAGGCCUGUGCCGCCUGCAGAUUUCGGAAUCAGAAAUGUAAGGAAGACUGCCUGCUCGCGCCGUUUUUUCCCGCGUCAGAAGACAGCAAGUUCCAGAAGGCUCGCCGCCUUUUCGGGGUCAGUAAGAUGCAGAAGAUCCUGAAGGGCCUCCUCCCCGAACAACGCGCUGUCGCCAUGGCGACCAUGAUCUACGAGGCGGAGGUGCACGCUGCGCACCCAAACACAGGAUGCCUCGACAUCAUCCUCCAGUUACAUAGUCAGAUCGAGCGCAGAGCCGCUCAUCUCGCCUUCCUCCGACAGCAUGCUGCUGUCGUCGCCCCUCCUGCACCCAGCUUGGAUACUAUUGGCACCGAAGAUGGUGGAAUCAUUCCUCCACCCUUGCACUCCAACGACACGCACUAA
Molecule: messenger RNA, 615 nt
Organism: Zingiber officinale
Lineage: Eukaryota; Viridiplantae; Streptophyta; Magnoliopsida; Zingiberales; Zingiberaceae
Product: LOB domain-containing protein 4-like
Exons: 2
Coding region: 1-615 (204 amino acids)
Source: RefSeq, a predicted model, not a curated record